Messenger RNA from Colletes gigas, 2411 nucleotides. It is a transcript of the gene Lrt, whose product is annotated as leucine-rich repeat-containing protein 15-like. NCBI's taxonomy places the organism in Eukaryota, Metazoa, Arthropoda, Insecta, Hymenoptera, Colletidae. The record is from RefSeq and is a predicted model, not a curated record. The transcript is spliced from 4 exons. Gene Ontology annotation, molecular function: protein binding. The coding region runs from base 21 to 2411 and encodes 796 amino acids.
UGUUUAUCCUGAUUUAAACAAUGUAUUUCAGGAUGCUGUGGACGUCCCGAUGUUCGCUGAUCCUGUUGCUCACAACGCUGGCGUCGUGCAUGGACACAACGGAGGAUGACCUCGCGGAAGACGAGACGACGUCCAACGUGAUUUCCACAAUCGUCUCGACCAUGACGUCGUACACGACGCUAUCCAGCUUGAACAUAGCCGGGGAGACGACGGUGAAUUCGUCAAACGUUGCAAAAAGUCCGGACGAGGAAAAUGAUAAAGACUCGUCCCACGCGUUCUCGCCUUCGCCUGACACCGUUUGGGAGUGUCCAAAUAUUACAAAACCGGGCAUCGAAUGUUCUUGCGAUUUUCCUCACACGUUGAGAUGCACCGGCGACAGAACAACGCUGCAGAUUAUCAGAAAUCAUCUGAGAUUUAGUCGUCCAGGAACAAUCUCUCUUCUCGAUGUAACCGUGACGGGGAUCUCCGUACUACCAGCGCGUUUCCUCGAAGACGUAGCCCUGCAUGGGCUGGUUAUUUCCAGCGGAGAAUUGAGAAGCGUUCACGAUAAUGCUUUCGCUGGUUUGGCUAGUCCUCUUCAAGCUCUGGGACUUCCGAACAAUCUCUUGGACUCCGUCCCGACGAUUGCUCUGUCGCGCCUCGUUGGGCUGGAGCAGUUGGAUCUGUCUCAGAAUAAACUGCAAACUUUAGAAGCUGAUUCCCUCAAGGGUUUGUCGAACCUGACGUACUUGGACCUGUGCGACAAUUUAUUGUCGCAAUUGUCUCCGCAAGCGUUCGCCGCUUUGCCCGGAUUGCGUUCGUUGAGGAUGCACGGGAAUCUUUUGAGCGUCUCAGCGUUGUCGGCGCUCAGAGGUCUCAAGAGAUUGGAAGAACUGGACCUGUCCAAUAACUUGUUACUAGGCCCGAUGGGCCCGAAUCUUCUUCCUCAAAUGCCACGGCUGCGGAUCCUAACAGUGUCUGAAAACAAGCUGGUAAACAUUCAGCAGGGGGCGCUAGUGGGAUUGAAGAACUUGUCAUAUCUGAGCUUAAGUCACAAUCAGAUCGACGUUCUGGAGGAUCAUUCGUUCAAAUACUUAUCAACACUUACCAGACUUGAUUUAGCGAACAACCGCAUAGUCGCGGUGUCCAGUUCGUCUCUGGCGCAUUUAGACAAAUUAACCACGUUGGAUCUGACGCACAAUUUCUUGCGAUCCCUGACCGCCGAUCUGGUGGUGCCAUUGAAAAGUCUUCAAGAUCUACGACUGGACGACAAUGACAUCACAAUGGUAGCCAACGACGUGCCAACGUCAAAGUUACGUUUAAAGAGGCUCUCCCUGGCCGACAAUCCUCUGAACUGCGACUGUACCCUACUGGAGUUCGCUAAUUGGCUAAGCAAUUCCACUUUGAACGAAGAGGACAAAUCGUCGGCGAUCUGCGCUACACCGCCUGCGUUGGAGAACGGCAUAUUGACACAGGUCUCCCCUGGCAGUCUGCUUUGCGGGGAACCAACACCACCAAUCACGACCAAAGAACCUCUGACCAGUGUUCAACUGACAUUGAAAAACUACCACUACGACAAAUCAACCGGUGUCAGUCUUUUGUGGCAUGUGGAGAUGUGCGCAGAGCAGUACACUUGCGACAGAUUGAUCGUUUACGAAACCGUAAGCGACAGUGAAAUGCGAACGGAGUCCAGUUCCCUGCAUUGCGAUUCCCGCACGAUGGAAGACCCCUGCUCGUUACCAGUGAUCAUACCAGCAUCGGUGGAUUUGAAAUUGGGCCACAAAUAUCGUUACUGCGUGAUACUCCUGAUACCGACCAAUUAUGACGACGUUUCAUUGGGCCUGGGAUGCACCGACGUGAUCACCCUCAAGGAGACUAAACGAGAAUUGCAGCAGGAUCAAGAGACCAUCGCGAUAAAGCCCUCUGAGACCAAAAUAACUGGCGUGCACGCGAACGUAUCCAAUCAGGGCUUCUUGCACGUCGACGUAAGCUUAUCAUCCUUGAAGAAGUCAAGUUUGCUCGAGUGUAAGCUAUCCGUCGUGGUAUUCGACGCUGAAUCCGCAGUGCAUAAGCAGAAACUCAACUGUAGUUUAACAUUCGUAACAUUGGAGGUAAUAUUGCCAGGUCGUUACAAGGUCUGCGCCAGUCUCGACGAAGUCACCGAAGAAGAUGUUAUCUCGAAUUUCGUGAAUAAUCGGGAUAGGCUCCGUUGCGUCGAAGUGCAGGGGUUCAAGCAGAACACAGAGAUAAUCGUCUUGGCGAUUAUUGGAGCAGGUUGUGCCCUUUUAAUCGCGCUGGUGGUACUUGGCCGUAGCGUCGUGAAGAAGGUGAGACAUCCCAGGAUACAGACGCAAUGCUUUCUACCCGCUCAGGAGUUCGAGAUAACUCAUAAAGCACAUUAUAUCAAGUUGCUGGCUACGACGAAAGUCUGA